GAAAGAGAGAAGAAAUAAACCGGAAUUUAAUUAAACGUCAGACUUCACUUUGUUUACCCUAACGCAAUGGGAAAAUCUAGUAAAAUGAUAGCAUUGAUUUGUCUUCUGAUGCUUUUCGAAGACAAUAGUCAUGCCGUGAGACCAUCCAGUCACAACAGUCCAACUUUGUUCAUGAUCGGUGGUGUCCUUUCAAACAACGAAAGCAAAAGUUACUUUGCUGACACCGUAGCCCAUUUGAACUUUGAUUCGCAAUACGUGAACAAAGGUAUAACUUAUCAGCACACUGUCAUCGAAAUGGAUUCCAAUCCGAUCAGAACAGCUCUCAGCGUUUGUAAAUCUUUAAUCGCUCAACAAGUUUAUGCAGUAGUUGUGUCCAAUCCUCUAACAGGUGAUUUGUCACCAGCUGCUGUUUCCUAUACGAGUGGUUUUUAUCAUAUACCUGUAAUUGGUAUCUCUUCGCGUGAUUCAGCAUUUUCCGAUAAAAACAUACACGUGUCAUUCUUACGAACCGUCCCGCCAUAUUCUCAUCAGGCUGACGUAUGGGUUGAAAUGUUGAAAUAUUUUAACUACAUGAAGAUCAUAUUCAUCCAUAGUUCGGACACCGAUGGUCGUGCUUUGCUAGGACGUUUUCAAACGACCUCGCAAAAUUUAGAAGACGACGUUGAAAUAAAAGUACACGUAGAAUCCGUAAUAGAAUUCGAGCCGGGUCUUGAUAGUUUUAUGGAACAUUUGAUGGAAAUGAAAAAUGCACAAGCCAGGGUCUGUCUGAUGUAUGCCACAAAGACAGAUGCAAAAAUAAUCUUCAGAGAUGCAGCAUCAUUGAACAUGACCGGAGCUGGAUACGUUUGGAUCGUUACCGAGCAAGCAUUGGAUGCACCUAACGCACCAGAAGGUCUUCUUGGACUGAAAUUAAUUAACGCGAGUGCAGAGAAGGCUCACAUCAAGGACAGCCUAUACGCUUUUGUCUCUGCAUUACGAGAAAUGAACGAAAGUGAAGAAAUCACGAGCGCUCCCAAGGAUUGCGGUGAUUCCGGAACGAUAUGGGAAACUGGGAAGAAACUUUUUGAUUAUAUCCGUCAACAAGUUUUAACAAAUGGAGAAACUGGCAGAGUUGCUUUUGACGACAACGGUGAUCGUAUUUUUGCCGAAUAUGAUAUUAUUAACGUUAAUGAAAAUGGUCGACAAGUUUCAGUUGGACAAUACUUUUAUCCAACUAAUGGAACAAAAAUGAAAUUAAGAGUUAACGAGUCGAGUAUCAUUUGGCCUGGACCUUCCAAAAAUAAACCCGAAGGUUUAAUGAUACCAACGCACUUAAAGGUAUUGACAAUUGAAGAGAAACCUUUCGUUUACGUACGUGAAGCAAGCGAGAGUGAAUCUUGCCUGCCUGAUGAAAUAGCAUGUCCUCACUUCAAUAUUGAUGAAAAUGAGAAUUUAAAGACGUAUUGUUGCAAAGGUUAUUGCGUUGAUUUGUUGAAAGAAUUAUCAAAGACUAUCAAUUUCACUUAUAAUCUUGCUCUAUCCCCGGAUGGUCAAUUUGGCAGUUAUGUCAUCAAAAAUAAUUCAGUUGGAGGGAAAAAAGAAUGGACAGGACUAAUCGGAGAAUUGGUGAACGAACGAGCGGAUAUGAUCGUUGCACCAUUGACGAUUAAUCCUGAACGUGCUGAAUUCAUUGAAUUCAGCAAGCCAUUCAAAUAUCAAGGAAUAACUAUUUUGGAAAAAAAGCCAUCUAGAUCAUCAACAUUGGUAUCUUUCUUACAACCAUUUAGUAACACCCUUUGGAUCUUGGUGAUGGUUUCGGUGCACGUAGUGGCGCUAGUUCUGUACCUCCUCGACCGGUUUUCACCUUUCGGGAGGUUCAAACUAGCUAAUACUGACGGCACCGAGGAAGAUGCCCUCAAUCUCUCGAGUGCCGUUUGGUUUGCAUGGGGAGUAUUAUUAAAUAGUGGAAUUGGUGAAGGUACUCCAAGAAGUUUUUCAGCUCGAGUAUUGGGCAUGGUAUGGGCAGGGUUUGCUAUGAUCAUUGUGGCAUCAUAUACAGCUAAUUUAGCUGCUUUCCUCGUCUUGGAACGUCCUAAAACUAAAUUAACUGGGAUUAAUGAUGCCCGACUCAGGAAUACUAUGGAAAAUUUAACAUGCGCUACAGUUAAGGGAUCAGCAGUGGACAUGUAUUUCAGGCGACAAGUUGAACUCUCUAAUAUGUAUCGAACGAUGGAAGCUAAUAAUUACGAUACAGCUGAAGACGCUAUACGUGAUAUCAAAAUUGGGAAAUUAAUGGCAUUCAUCUGGGAUAGCUCACGUUUGGAAUUUGAGGCAGCUCAAGAUUGCGAGUUAGUAACAGCCGGUGAAUUAUUUGGUCGUUCUGGUUACGGAAUUGGCUUACAGAAAGGUUCACCCUGGGCGGAUGCCGUGACUCUGGCAAUUUUAGACUUUCACGAAAGUGGUUUCAUGGAAAGUCUCGAUAAUCUUUGGAUACUACAAGGGAAUCUACAACAAUGCGAACAAUUUGAAAAAACUCCGAACACUCUCGGAUUGAAAAAUAUGGCAGGAGUGUUCAUAGUGGUUGCGGUCGGUAUCAUCGGUGGUAUCGGUUUGAUUAUUAUCGAGAUGGCGUACAAGAAGCAUCAAAUUAAAAAACAGAAGAAAAUGGAACUGGCAAGGCACGCAGCCGAUAAAUGGCGAGGAACGAUCGAGAAGCGGAAAACACUUCGAGCUUCGAUAGCUGCACAUCGAAGAAUUGAUAGCAACGGCCUGAACGAUCCAACGACCGUCAGCUUGGCAGUCGAUACGGUCGCCAGAUGCACCGUCUUACCGCGUAGUCCAGGAAGAGCAUGGCCUGGAGAUAGUGAUAUACGUCAACGACCAAUGUCACGUUCUGAGGACGUAAGAUUAUCACCUGCCGUUUACACCGCCGAUGUAUCUCAUCUUGUAGUUUAAAUUAUUAUAUACAUACACACACACACACACACACUGUGUACUUACGUGUUCACAAAAAAUAGUUUUUUAAUAUGUACAACUCUUUCAUAUAUAUAUAUAUUAACGCACACUACGAACUGAAGGAAUUGUAUUAAUAGUUAAAAUUAGGUCUCGUUCAUUGAAAUAAA
Polistes dominula (European paper wasp) is the source of this 3101-nucleotide messenger RNA. It is a transcript of the gene Nmdar1, whose product is annotated as glutamate ionotropic receptor NMDA type subunit 1. The record is from RefSeq and is a predicted model, not a curated record. Gene Ontology annotation, molecular function: ligand-gated monoatomic ion channel activity; signaling receptor activity. Gene Ontology annotation, biological process: monoatomic ion transport. Gene Ontology annotation, cellular component: membrane. Lineage: Eukaryota; Metazoa; Arthropoda; Insecta; Hymenoptera; Vespidae.